This is a messenger RNA of Plenodomus lingam JN3, 1482 nucleotides long. The record is from RefSeq and is a predicted model, not a curated record. Lineage: Eukaryota; Fungi; Ascomycota; Dothideomycetes; Pleosporales; Leptosphaeriaceae.
AUGAGGCAGUGGCAUUCGCCUCUGCAUUCGCCUCUGCAUCUCCAGUGUGCCAUAUUUGCACUUGCCCGGCGCGUACCCAGGCCCUUUGAGAGUUCUUUAGGUUCCCUGCGACGGCCAUACUCCUCGAGCAGGAUUUCCAGUGCCGCCAACUGUCUCCAAGGUACGACUCAGCCGCCUGUACUUGCAUCCGUUGGCCAUCUCCCUGCGCGUCUCUGGUUCCUGUUGUUGCGCGCAGCCCAGGUCUUCUCCAUCAUUCACUGUCGCGUGUUGCUGUCGCCGCCUGGGCGCAGAUUACCAAGCAGCUUGUCGCGCCGCGUCAAUUCUGGCGGACACGAUGCGCGCUCCUUUGCUGGCCUCCCUGCUUUUGGCACUUUCUUCUCACCAGCCACCAUGACCGAGGUCUCCUCCACCCGCCUGUACUUGGGCAACCUCCCCCGCAGUGCCACCAAGGCCGAUGUCGAGGCCCACUUUCAGACUCACGGCACCGGCGAGAUCACAGAGGUCAAGCUCAUGAACGGCUUCGGCUUCAUCGAGUACAAAGACCCGAUGGAUGCGCGUGACGUCGUUCCUGCUUUCCAUGGCUCCGACUUCAUGGGCGAGCGCCUCAUUGUCCAGUUCGCCCGUGGCUCCCGCGCGCGCAACGAGAACUUCACUCCCCAUGAGCGUGUUCCCCCGCGUCCAAGACGUACCCCGUACCGGAUGAGGAUUACGAGUCUUCCCGUAGAGACCAGCUGGCAGGAUCUUAAGGACUUCGCCCGCCAGUCUGGAUUGGACGUUGUCUACUCUGAAGUUGGCCGUGAGCGCGAUGGCACUGGGUCAGUAUUGUACAUGUCCGCUCUUGCGCGACCGCGGCUGACGUGUGCAUGCAGAUUUGUCGAGUACGAGACCGCGGCCGAUCUCAAGGCUGCAGUCGAGAAGCUGGACCGCCGUGAGUUCAAGGGCCAGGAAGUAGGCUGCACCGAGGAUGUUUCCGACCCGCCCCCACCUCCUCCCUACAAGCCCCGGGCUCCCUAUGGAGGCCCUGGAGGUCCAGAUGACAGGGGUCGUGACAGGUAUCGAUCUCGCUCGCCCAUGGGCCGUCGCGGCGGCGGUGGUGGCUAUCCGCCUGCCCCCUACGACGACUACUACGAUCGCCGUGGACCUCCUCGCGGCUACAGCCCUCGUCGCGACGACUACCGCCGACGCACGCCUCCGCGCGAGUUCUAUGAUAGGCGUGAGGGAGGUUACGGAGGACGCUCGCCGCCUCGUGGUCGCAUACCUGAUGAGUAUGGCCCACCGCGUGCGCGCUACCCUGACGAUCCUUACGAUGCCAGGGCCGGACCUCCACCCCGUCGCUACGACGACCCAUACAUGAACGGUGGUGGCCGACCCUACGAAGCCGGACGCCCGCCCUCUCCACGUGGCGCUCGUCCCCGCAGCCCUGGAGGUCGUCCACCCUAUGACCCAGCCGCCGCUGACUACCCUCCUCGCGGUCGCUACUAG